CAGGAAAGUAACACCAACUUAAAACCUCCAGUCUGGGUCUCUAUUUCGCUGCCCAUAAAUUGGGACCAUUUUUCCAGGCUAGAGUUUUCUUAAGAUUUCCCUUCACAGAAGAUAAUAGGUUAAAUCCUUAUGCCAAUACUUGUCCUUCCUAUCUGUUUUGAGAUUUUUCUCUGGGGAGAGGAGCAAGGCAACAUCUACCUCAAUUCUUAAGGUUGCAGCGACAAAUGGGGGUACAGUUCCACCGGUUUAAUCUGGGGAACCAAUGAGUCUAUUGGGCUUACUCACAAAGCAAUGGCUGAGGGGUUAUGGGCAGGACUGUGGGUGGUUUUAAAGCAGCCAGUAUGGAUGUAACUCUCCUAUGGCUUCCUAGAUGGCAUCUCCUCCCUUCCUCCCAGUUUUCCCCAGCUUAGAUACCUACUCAAGGCAGCAUUCAAUUAGGGCACAACUGCAUACAAUUAGGGCUGUGAGGAUGAGAGUCCCAAGACCCUCCUUCUAGAAGGGAAUGUCAACAGUUAGGCCUAGUUGAACAGAAAGCUUUAUAGCACUGCCAACAGCAGAGGACCUUUCACAAGACCACACAGUUCAACUCAUGAAGAUGGUGGCAGUUUGGCUCUAAGGAUAGACCAAUCACCACCUGAUCCACUCGGUGGUCUCUGGAUCUUCAUGUCUCAUUGGAAUCCCCUAAUAUGGUGCCAUGGCUGCAGACUCUAACCUCAGCAUUCCAGAGGCGGAGGCAGGAGGCCUUUGAUAAGUUUGGGGGACACAUAGCAAGACAUUUUCUGAAAAAACAAACCACAAACAAACCCCCACACAACACACUGGCUGUAGAGAUAACUUAGUGGUUAGGAGUAUUUGCUUUUUCUUCCGAAGAUUUGAAUUCGGCUCCCACAACCCAUGUUGGGCCUUUAACUUGAGCUCGAAGCGAUCCUACUCUUUUCUGGCUUCCUGGGCACCCGCACAUAGGAAAAUAUACAUAAAAAUAAUCUUAUAAAAUAAAAUGAUCAGCGAAGUGGACUCUCGGGCCUUGAGCUUCAUGAAGAACGAGUUACUGUCUAGCACAACGCAGCAUCUCUGGCGCCUAGGCAGACCGAGCGUGACUACUCAAGCUGCAGUGGAGUUUGUCGGGCACGCGUUAAGUCCAGAGCUCACCCCCACCCCCACCCAACACGGCCUUAGCCAGCGAGGGAGAAGCCCUGUUCCCGGCCAGCCCCAGCUACACAAAACGCCGUCUCAAAGUGAGACAACACGUAAGCCGGGGGGCAGUCAGCGGGCUCAGCAGGUGGUGGCACUUACUGACCGGUCGCUCGAACCCACUUACGUGGUGGAAGCGAGAACUGACACGGCGCUAUAGCGCGCGUCCACACAGUGAGACGUUCAAAAAAAGGAGUGAAUAACCGUGGCCUUGGCACUCAAACUGUCAAGCUCAAGGUUUAGGGACAGGGAAAGCUCUAUAGCACUGCCAACCGCAGAGGCGUCCCGCUUUGCCGCGGGCCGGCCGGCGUUCGCUCCACCGGAAGGGGCGGGCCUAGGCUGGCUGUGCUUCCUACCACGGCCUGGUCGCCGGUUCCGGCCUGCGUCACGCUCUGCAUGACGUCGUGGGAGGACGGCGCGCAUGCGCAUCGGACUGUCUUCCCAGGGCGGCUCCUCACAGCCCUAUGGUUUCACAGUCCUGUUUGGGGCACGGCGGAGUCAGGCCUUCCUGGCAGCUGGCCGGAAGCCGGGAGCCGGAAGCCGGAAGGACUUCCUGCGCUCCCGAACCUGCGGCGGAAGUGCAAGUGUCUUGAGCCGAGCGCUGCCUUCUGUGACUAGUCUCUAGUAAUCUCACGCGUGGGGACCUGUGGUGGAGGGAAGGCGGGCCCGGCACGAGUUCCAGUGCAUCCGCGCCCAGCUCUAGCCGCGUUCAUUUAGCUGUCCGUCUCGGGGAUCUUUCUCAAGUGCUGGAGCUGAGCUGUAGCUCAGAUAAGGGAACCGCGGCCAGCUAAGGAGGCCAUGCUCCAUGUAACUCCAUGUCAGCACCAAGCCCUCAGCCGCUGGUGGCAGCUGCCCAGCGGACCCUGGGCGUGGGAAAGAGAAGAGGCCCGCCUCGAGCGGUCUGCCUUCAGCUAGCAGGCGAGGUGCUGGCUGUGGCCCGCGGGCUGAAGCCGGCUGUGCUCUAUGAUUGCAGCUCUGCGGGUGGGUUGGCGCUCCAAAGCUAUCUGAAGGAACUGCAGGGCGUGGGCUUCCUGACGCCAGGGCUUCACGUUCUUGAGGUCGGAGAGAAUUACCUCAUUGUCAGUCCUGAGCGUGCCUGCCAGCACUUGGAGCAGGUGCUGCUUGGUACCGUGGCUUUCGUGGACGUUUCCUGCUCCCAGCCUCAUCCUUCCGUCUGCUCACUGCACCAGCUCCCCGGCUUGAAAUCUCUUACAGCCGAGCUCAUGGCACAUUUUCGAGGGCUGCGGAAGACUGUGUCUCUGGGAGUCUCCUGCAGCAAGCUGCAGUCCGCAGAUUGGAACCUCUGCACUGUCUUUGGGAUACUCCUGGGCUAUCCUGUCUCUUACACGUUUCACCUGAACCGUGGAGAUGGCAACUGCUUAGCCAUGACACCCCUGCGGGUGUUCACUGCCCGGGUCUCAUGGCUGCCUGGCCAACUUCCAGUCCUUCUCUACUCCUUUAGUGUUCCAGAGCGUCUGUUCCCGGCCCUGAGGGACUUUGUAAGUGCCUGGGAGCAGGAACUCAGAACCCGGUUUAGGACUCAGAAUGCCUUUGCUGACCUCAGCAUCUCCUCUGAGGUAGUCACGCUGCCUGCUGUGGCCCUCUGAUUUAACUCUGCCCAGUGAGAAGGUAUUAGGGAGAGGCUAUCUCUGGGUGGAAGAUGUCAAUUGAGAUUCUUGGGAAUGGUGCAAGAAUCCAUUGACCACAGAUGUGAAUGGGGAAUGUUGGCAGUAGUACCAUGGUUUUCAUUUCUAUAUUAGUUCCUAGGAACUGAGCAGAGGUGCCUGCUUGUGUGGGAGGAGGAGACAUAUACCCCGGGAUGGCAGCCUGCGCUGAGUAAACAGUGCCUUCGAAGGAAGGGGAAUGUUCGCGUGUUUAUGUGACUCUAAUGGAAUUAGGGUAUGAGACCAUUGUUUUUAAGUGUCACAAUUCUUUAUUUCUCAAGAAUACACAGUUCUAAAGAAUAGUCUUGUGAGAUAAAGUUUAUUUACAGCAAGGUUUAAAAAAAAAAAACACUAGGAAUCCAGAGUCACUUGGUAGGAAACCCUAAGUUGUAAGGUACCAAAACCUUACAACUUUUUUCAUGGAGUUUGCUUCUGAAUGUCACUUCAGUAGAUGCCGGAAGUUGUUCAGAUCACCAGGCUGCCCUUGUUUGCCAGGAACACUGCCAGUGCUGUAGCAACCACCAGCAGCAGCACUGGGAGCCACUGGCCACUCUGCCUCUGUGGAAGGAGGUGGAGACAGGAGAGAGCAGCAGUGAGCUGGAGAAAACGUGGGCAAGGAUUGUCCCCUGGUAAUUUAACCCAGCAAAAAACCUCACACUGGUGGCAGAUGGGCCUUUUUUUGGCCUCAGUCUCUGCACAUUUAUUUUCACCUCCCUUGAGAUAAACCACUUUACUAGUGGCCUAAAGACUCAUAUCCAAUAGGAGACAGAUCCUUAAAUGCUGACAUGAGUAAUCGAAGUGGCAAAAUAAUACUCUCUUUGAAUGCCUCAGUAUUUUUGCAAUCUUCUUCCUGUCCUUGUUCACAAUAAAAAGGCUUCUUUCAUGCUUGAACCAGCAUGGGUUAAGUAUCCUUUUUCUAAAAUGCUUGGGAUUAGGCAUCUUUCAAAAAUUUUUGGUAAUAUACCAGUUGAGCAGACCUAGUAAAAAGACAUCCUAAUCCCAAAUGCUCCAAAAUCAUCUGAAGCACCAUGCUUGUGUGUGCAGUGUUUUGGUCUAGAGCAUGUCUGGUUUCCAGAGUCGGGGGCCUUAGUCUAGUGUUUUCCAGACUCCAGAGUGGCAUAGAAAUUGGGUGCAUUGUAGAUAGUGUUGCUUUCAUGGUCGCCGUGUUGUUGGCACAGGGUAAAGUGGAGCGGACAGGGCAGCCAGGUGUUGCUGGGGCCUGAUAUAUUUUUUUCUGUUUUUUGUUUCUGGUUUUCUGAGAUAUUUCAGUCUUUCUCCUAUCACAUUUCAGGAAAAUGUUGAGUUAUAAGCUUUGUUGUGCUGUACAUAAUUACAUUUUACACAUGAAAAUGCUAAAAUUUUUUUAUAUUAUUGUUGAUGGUGGUGUGUGUGUGUGUGUGUGUUAAUAUCACAGUGAAUGUGUACGAGUAAGAAGACAAUUCUUGGCGUCACUUUCUCCUCCCAUGUGGGUCCCAGGGACUGAAUUCAGGUCAUCAGGCUUGGCAGUGUGCUUCUGUACCUACUGAGCCAGUUUCCUGGCCCCAAUACAUGUAAAUGCUUUCAUGUGACUCAGUGAAAGUGCUUCAUGAAUAGGCAAACUAAAAAAUAAGUUCUUGCAGCACAAAAGGCUUAGACGUAGAGGAGGACAAGCCUCUCUUCCUUGGGAUUGCAUUGCUUUUGCACGCUUCCAAGGGGAUGUGGAUUUGGAAGUAUGUUCCUAGGAAAGGGUUUGCUAUUUAAGAGCUACAUGAAGCAUUAUGAUACUUAGUAUGUGACAGAAUCUAGGAAAUGAAUGUAUACCAAGUGCUGUGUUCUGGUUGGCUUCCUGAUAGGCUACUGACAGAGCCUUGCAUAGGGGUUGUUAUAAAUUAGAAAGGAGGAAGAUUGCAACUCCAGGAACAAAGAAAUUUACAGAAGAAAAUGAACGCCUGUGUUCAUCCAGUCACUGUGUACACUUGGAUGUUCCUGCUUCCGGUUGCCUCCCAGAAGGUUUCCGUGCCCCACCCCGCCAAUCUAGUGAACCCUCACAAUCUAGAUGAGUCCUCACAGUAUAGGUGGGCCGUCACAUCUGGAUGAGUGCCACAAUAUGAGGUCACCUCCUCACCUUUUCCUUGGCCUGGAGCUGAGAUGUCUCCUUUUGUAGCUGGUCUCUGAGCUCCCCAUCCUUCUUUCCUGCAUUCCCAGGCUUUGCUUCAUCAAGGGAGACCUUUGGAUUCCACACAGGUAAAGCCUGAUCUAAAAAAGCAUCCAGAUUCUCAGUGACAGGGAGGCCCUUGGCUGUGAGGGCUGGUCCUGUCGCUGACUGAGAACCCUUGGCAUUUGUAGAGCAGUGAGACGGUUGGCAUCACUGAUCUGAGUGGAACAUUCUGCAUUAAAGAGCUCUGGUGUGCUGGCACAGUGCGCACACUUUAAUCCCCGCAGCCGAGAGGCGGAGGCAGGUGGAUCUCUGUGAGUUCCCGGACAUCCAGACUACAUAGACCCUGCAUGGAAAACAAACAAGCGAACAGAAGAAUUGUGGUGUACCCUGCAGCCUAGACAUACAGCUGGAGUUUGGACUCCUUGAGGCAAGGCUGACAUCUUAUUUUUCUUUGAUUUUGUUUGAUUUUCCUUGAUAUUUUUUGUGAAUGUUUACUAGUUGAAAUGCUUUUCAUUAUUGUCAUGUAGUAUCUAGUUUCUCAUGUAGGUUUGUGUAAUGCUUUUGUGUAACUGUGUGCCCUUUGUGCCCUCAUUGCAAAGUCCUAAAAAUGGAAGACAUUCUAGACUUGCCUCUUAAUGGCUUAAAGUUGGGUUUCUGCCACCUGUACUUUUGGUUUUGAUGAAAAGAGCCUUGGAGCAGAGUCAAGUUCAGGGUUACUGUUUUAGUUCAGUCAUUAAUUUAUAUGAUCAAAGAACCUCAUAUUCUUCCCCAUGUUAUGACUCCUUCCUACAUUCUCCUGCAUUGUAGUAGUUGUGAGAGGAAAACAGCAGCCUAUGUGUUGUGGAAAACUGAAGAGCCACUAGAGCCUCUGGCUGAUGAGUCCUUAACAAACUCGGGCAGCAGAUUGGCCCCGGCCCGCAUGGGAGCACUCUGUGUGCUGUAUGGUUUGGGCUGAGAAGCUGAUUGUGAUUUGUGAAGUCAACUGUGUAAAGACUGACAUGAAAUCCUGAGUUCAAAAUCAAUUUAUUGAAAUCUUCAACAUAAACACAUGUUUCUCAGAGAAAGUAGAAAUUCUUUCCCACAGUUUAUAUACCUCCCAGGGUAGAUGACUGACUAAAGUGUCCAGGCCAGCGAUCGUUUCUGAAAACAUUCCCCUACCUCCCUGGCUUCACAGACUCAGAAGUGGGUGGGACCCAAAGAGUCAUGUAGUCCAUUCCCCAGCCUCUAGGCAGACAGAGAAAGAGCAACGUUUAGUGGGAGUAAGUUUGCUGACCUUUCCUUAAGAGUUUCUCCUGUUCUCGGAGUUGUGAGGAUUGACUCUGAAGCAGACCUGUUGGGAGAGAAAGGAAGUUGUGUGUGCUAGUAGAUGUGCUGUAGAGACUCACUUCAGACAUCAGCUUGGGGUCUCAGGUGUUAAAGUUACCCUCUACUAGGGACCCAGAGUGUCCCUCAGAAUUAUGUUGAAGUGCUGACCCCUGUAAUGUAACCUUCCUUGGAGAUGGAGUCUUUAAAAAGGUAAUUGAGUAAAAAUAAGGUCAUUAAGAUGGGCCCUGGUCCAGGUAACUGAUGUUCUUACAGGAAAGGGAACAUUUAAACCCACAUAUCCUCCAGGGAGAGAGAUGUGCAGACCUUAAAGAAGACGCCAGCUGCAAAGCCAAGAAGAGACUCAGAGCGGCUGACCCGCAGAAGGUGCUAACCGUCUGGCAGCCUGAUUUGGUCUGCAGCCCACAGAACUGAGGAACAGCGCCUUUUGUAGUCCAAACAACCUAAUCUGGUACUUCCUUACAUAUGUGCCAUCCCAUGUGAGCUUCUACCAGGCCUUUGGGUCUCUGCUUAACUGUUCCUUUAGGAGGACCAUCAAUAAAACAGUGAUUCAUUUUACCUUUAA
Molecule: messenger RNA, 6880 nt
Organism: Meriones unguiculatus (Mongolian gerbil)
Lineage: Eukaryota; Metazoa; Chordata; Mammalia; Rodentia; Muridae
Gene: C11H1orf74
Product: chromosome 11 C1orf74 homolog
Exons: 2
Coding region: 2007-2798 (263 amino acids)
Source: RefSeq, a predicted model, not a curated record